Messenger RNA from Paramecium octaurelia, 303 nucleotides. The record is from the annotation of a GenBank genome assembly. NCBI's taxonomy places the organism in Eukaryota, Ciliophora, Oligohymenophorea, Peniculida, Parameciidae.
AUGAUGAAUAACACAAAAAAAGGUAAAUUUAUUUAUGGUAAGUAUUCUCUUUUAAAACAUCUUUCUUUUCAUUCAUAUGAAUAAUUUAUAUAAAAUAUAAUUACACUACCAAGCUCUCAAACGUGCAGAUAAGCCUAAUUUAAAGAAGAAUUGUAAGACUAAAAGCUCAUAAGAAUUUGUGUUAGGCAAGAUCGUAUGGGAAAUAAAUUGUAUGGAUAUUAUUAUUCUUAUGGGUUACUCAAUAAAAAAUAAUAAAUAUACAUGUCAUUGACAUUCUUAGAUUCAAUUUAGAACAGUUAAUGA